ACCACCUGGGUCAUUAGCGAUAUGUAUUAGUUAUUCUUUUUCUUCUUUAAGUGCAGUCUCAAAAUCGGAGGUUGGAUAUCAUCAUCACUAUCUUUACUGUACCUACAGCUGCUCUGAAGAGUUCUACCAGAACUGUAUUUAAACCAGUCCCUUAAAUUAUUCAACCGUGACACUCUCCUUCUUCCUAUACUCGUUUCUCCUCUUAUCUUUCCCUGUAUUAUCAGUCUUAGCAUUUCAUAUAGUUGUUCCCUCAUUAAGAGUCCCAUAUAUUGUAACUUUACAGAUAAACUUGGUCGCAAAAGAACUGUAAUCUUUUCUAAUGUGCCGUUCUUUGCAUGUUACAACCUAAUAGCUAAUGCAUCAAAAUUCUAUUUAUUCGUGGUUGCCAGAAUAAUAUUGGGUGUUUCUGCUGGAAUUGCUUUAACUGUUUUACCAAGUUAUGUAGCAGAAAUAUCGGAUGACUCAAAUCGGGGUAUUUUAAGUUCUACAUUUGGGAUUAUGAACGCUGUGGGUCAUCUUUGUUCGUUUGUUGUAGGUCCUUUGGUAAGCGUUCAGGGCUAUGCAUAUUUUCUUUUAAUUCCUGUAACCAUAUUUUUCGUAACUUUUGUACCGUUUGUACCAGAAAGUCCAUAUUAUUUUAUGGCGAAAGAUGACACUAACAAAGCUGAGAAGGUAUUAAAAAAGAUUCAUAAAAACUCUGAUACUAGUAAAGAAUUACUACACAUACAAGAAGUGGUAUACACGUCUAAACAUCAAAAGGUAAACUUUAAAGGAUUAACUGUGGCUCCAACUCAAAAUGCCAUGAUAGCUUGUUGUGGCUUGCUUCUUUUUCAACAAUGUAUGGGUAUUCCGUUUAUUCUUCUUUAUUUACAACCAAUUCUUAACGCUAGUGGUAACAUAAUUCCUUCCAGCCUGGCUUCAAUAAUCAUAGGUUUUGUGCAGAUAGUCCUUUGUAGUGUUGCAACUCUAUUAAUAGAUCGUCUUGGUAGAAAAAUUCUUCUUCAGGUAUCUUCCACAGGCAGCAUAGUUUCUUUAGUAGGUUUGGGUGUGUACUUCUACCUUCAAAGUCACAGUUACAAUGUUGAUCCAAUAUUUUGGUUACCACUUGCAAGCCUCAUUAAUUUUUACGUUUUCUUCAAUAUUGGUUAUGCUACGAUACCUUGGACCAUUGGAGGAGAACUGUUUGCUACGAAUGUAAAAUAUAUCUGUGUUAGCAUCGGUUCCUUCGGUGCUCUUACUUUAGGAUUAGUUAUUGUAGCUGCUUUUCCUUUUAUUCGAGAAACGUUUGGUAUGAGCGGAGUUUUCUUUUUAUUUAGUGGAAUAGCUUCUUUUACUAUUAUUUUUGUCUCCAUUUUUGUACCAGAAACGAAAGGAAGAAACUUUUUGGAAAUACAGAAUGCUUUAUAGUAGAGUAAAUGGACU
Molecule: messenger RNA, 1422 nt
Organism: Diabrotica virgifera virgifera (western corn rootworm)
Lineage: Eukaryota; Metazoa; Arthropoda; Insecta; Coleoptera; Chrysomelidae
Product: facilitated trehalose transporter Tret1-like
Exons: 2
Coding region: 499-1407 (302 amino acids)
Biological process (GO): transmembrane transport
Cellular component (GO): membrane
Molecular function (GO): transmembrane transporter activity
Source: RefSeq, a predicted model, not a curated record